Linum trigynum is the source of this 240-nucleotide messenger RNA. The record is from the annotation of a GenBank genome assembly. Lineage: Eukaryota; Viridiplantae; Streptophyta; Magnoliopsida; Malpighiales; Linaceae.
AUGGCAUCUUCUCGACAAAUCCCACUUCCUUACGAUGCGUCGGCGCCUUCUGACGAGCAGGCUGCUGCCGCUCGCCAAUCUUCGCCUGCUGCAGAUGCGCCUCCUGCCUCAAAUGCGCCUUCCGGAUCUCAGGUGCCUGCCGAAGGCCAGGCCGCCGCAACCCCCAACGCUCCCAGUAAGUUCUCUUUGACUGCUAUGUGCCUGCGAUUUGGUCACUAUGCGUCUCUCUUACCUGUUUGA